AUGGAUGAUGACGCUCUCACAAAAGUUGCUUUAACGUGCCCCAAUAUGGAGAUUCUUGAUGUGUCCUCAUGUCUAAGUCUUACAGAGGCAGGUAUUGCUUCAAUUCUUGAGGUAUGCAAUCAGAUAAGGAACUUGCAGUUUGAGAAAUGUCCAUUGAUUAAACAUAUCGGAGAAGGUUCAGAAUUACCUAAUGUUGAGGUAGUAAGUGCAGUUGGUUCAGUAAUAAACGACGAAGGCCUGGCCGUGAUUGGGAGCAGAUGUUCUCGCCUAUUGAAAUUAAACUUGGAUUUUUGUGAAAGAGUGACAACAGAUGGCAUUCAGGCUAUGGUGAAAACUUGUAGAUCAUUAAGAGGGAUACAAUUGAAGAAGUGUCUGCAAGUUAGUAUCAAUUCUCUAAAUAGCUUGUUAUUAUCUAGGGGUGUCAAAUGGACGAGUUGA
This is a messenger RNA of Nicotiana tabacum (common tobacco), 438 nucleotides long. NCBI's taxonomy places the organism in Eukaryota, Viridiplantae, Streptophyta, Magnoliopsida, Solanales, Solanaceae. The record is from RefSeq and is a predicted model, not a curated record.